AUGAGCAUCUCAGUGGAUCUCAAGCAGCAUCGUUGGAAGCUGGGACUCUGUUUCCUGACAGUGGUCAUUGUGCUAUGGGUGGCUUCCGGGUUCAUGGUUAAUGCCAUGUCCGAUGAAUAUAGCAAACCCUACUUUAUCACAUACCUCAACACGGCAACAUUCACCCUGUAUCUGGCACCAACAGCGAGUCGGUGGGUUCAGAAACAGAAUAGAAGAAAAAAUAGACAUAGACAUGCCAGUGGCAGCAGCUAUGACCAUGGCUCCAGUAUACUAGGAGUAUCUACUUUCCAAACCAUUCGCAAUAAAAUUGCAGAAUUUGCGACUGGACGAGGAACCAGUCCGUCGUCGAGAGUUAAUAGAAGAAUGUCUCAUCAGGGACUGUUAGACGAAACCAUUUCAUCUCCUGGACCAUUGACUAGAGCUGAAGAGGCUCAAGAAGUAGAAAUAGAAAGAACGGCUGUUUCUACCGAGAGCGAGGAACUGGAAGGGUCAUAUAUCACAUCGCCUCGAAGCCACGGAUCUAUCCCUUCAUCUCCUCUACCUAAACCAUAUGAUGAUGAAAUGGAAGACAAUGAUGACGAUGGAAGCACCAAAUAUGCAUUUACUACUCGAGAAACAGCUAUUCUUAGUAGCCAGUUUGCUGUUCUGUGGUUUAUCUCGAACCUGCUCAACAACGCGAGUUAUGUAUACACCAGCGUUGACAGCGCAACAAUUAUAUCCUGUACUUCGAGUUUUUUCACUCUGAUUGUGGGUAGUAUAUUCGGGGUUGAAAAGUUCAAUUACACAAAAUUAGCUGCUCUGUGUAUGAGUAUUUUUGGGGUCUGGCUCAUCUCGCACUCGGACGAGAACAGUGAAAGCUCACCUCCUACCGCUCUCUAUGGCAACUGUCUGGCUCUUGGCAGCGCCUUUUUAUACGGUGUAUAUACUACUCUGUUGAAAACAAAGGUUGGAGACGAGUCUCGAAUUGAUACCCGUUUGUUUUUCGGGUUUGUUGGGCUGGUCAACAUCAUCGCGCUCUGGCCACUGCUCAUCAUCCUUCACUACACAGGCAUCGAGACAUUCGGGCUUCCUCACUCGGCUCGUGUCUGGGAACUUCUAAUCAUCAACAGCAUCUCCAUUCUCGUCUCAGACUUUUCAUGGAUCAUGGCCAUGCUCAUGACCUCGCCCCUGCUCGUCACUGUAGGUCUCAGCGCAACCAUUCCACUCGCCAUGGUCGGCGAGAUGGUUCUCAACGCCCGGUUCGCGACCGUCCCCUACUACAUCGGUGCUGGUCUGGUCUGCUGGUCGUUUUUCGUCAUCAACCGACAGGAGCAGGAUUCGGCCCUCGAAGAAGAGCGGGCUGAUAAUCCUAUUUUAGAAGCAUAG
This is a messenger RNA of Sugiyamaella lignohabitans, 1365 nucleotides long. RefSeq lists its product as uncharacterized. The transcript has a single exon. Gene Ontology annotation, biological process: regulation of peptide transport. NCBI's taxonomy places the organism in Eukaryota, Fungi, Ascomycota, Dipodascomycetes, Dipodascales, Trichomonascaceae. Bases 1 to 1365 code for a protein of 454 amino acids. The record is from RefSeq and is a predicted model, not a curated record.